UAACUGUCUAUCUUUGAGUUUCAUUUCACUAGAAGAAGAAGUUUUCUGGUGUGAGAGAGUCCCAGAGUCGUCUGCUGAGCUGCCUUCAAGAGACCAGGAGGAAAGACGAAGACACGAGUUUGGUUCAGUCGUCUCACUUCGCCGCUGGUGACUGCAGCCUGGGUUUGAAGAGUGAAAACGUGUUCUGGGGAAACCAGUUUGGGAUGGAGCUCCAGACGUGGAUUUCAGGCCUGCUGGUCCUUGCCUCCAUGUUCCCCCCGGCAGAGGCACUGGCGCUGUAUGACCCUCAGCUCUGUUACGUCCUGGACGGCUUCCUCGGCCUUUACGGCCUCAUCAUCACCGGCAUGUUCAUCAAAGAGAAGUUCUUCAGAUCCAAAGGGAAGGUGGUGGACGAAGGCCUCUACAGCGAGCUGCAGGGUCAGGACCCUGGAGGCUACGCUCCGCUGAUGAGAGACGCCGAGAGAGGAGGAAGAAACCGCAGAGUGGCUGAAGACUCCACCUACACGGACUUACACAAACGUACAGAUGGAGAAUAUAAGGAGCUUCCUGCUAAACGAGAGCGUCACAGGAAGAACGAGCAGGUUUACCAGGGUCUGAGCACGGCCACCAGAGACACCUACGACUCUCUGCAGAUGCAGCCGCUUCCCACUCGCUAACUCCGUCCAGAUGUCGUGAUCCUGAAUCUUUUUCCCUCUGCCCCUCACUUCCUGUCGGCCUCGACACCAUCGUCUGUUUCUGGACAAAUUAUUUGGCUGACGUUUCUUGUUUAGUGACGACAGGACCGCUGACGCUGACAGUUUGACUUUGAUUUGAUUUGGUUCCAACAGUUCGAACGAGUCUGAACAGGCCAAAGACUUUUUCAUUGGUUUCAUUGGUUUAGGUUCAUUUUUUUAAACAGUUUAUCAUCGGGACGUUUUUUCCAUUUUUCCAAUGACUGGUAGGUAGAAGGAAGUAAAGUAAUUUAGAAAAAUUAACACAAAUCUGCUUCAUUUUCUCAGAACUGACUUUAACAUGUCAGAGAUCAUGUGACCAUCACGAACAUUGAACACGAGUGAGCCGUCAACUAAAACUUCACUUAACUGAUAACUGAUAUUUUCUUUUCAUUUCCUCGACUCAUUAAAGCUUUGAAACUGGAAAUCUUUUAAUGCAACAGAUGAGGCGUUCACUGACCGUUUAACCCCUUUCUGCAGCAGCAAACAACCUCUACAUAAAACUACAUCAAUUCUCAUAGAACCAUAGGUUUUCAUUGAAGAAAACAUUUCUUUAAAUCAAUUAAAAGCAUCUUGUUGUUUAAAGGUUUCAUGGCAUAAAUUCAGAGUAAAAACUGUUUCUUCUUGUUAUGAGAAGAAAUCAAGGUCAAGGUGAAGUUUAUGAGGAAAAUUCAGGUGGUAAAGGUGCAAAAAAGGACAAAACAGUCAAAUAUAAAUGAUAAUAAUUUUCUUGGUGGUGAAAUAAAAUGUUUAAACAGUGACACACUCACUUCUGAUUUCAGGUAUUUGUAGGUUAGAUGUGUAUGUUGUAUGAUAUGUAUCUUAGUUUUGUAUGAGGACCGUCUGGCAUCCACACACCAGGCAGCGCUGCAGAGAGGGGUUAAACCAAUAAAACAGGAGAAAUAUUCAAAGUUUCAGUCGACUCUAAAUUUAUUGUUGGGGGUGGAGAAGCUGCUCGGACUCACAGCCCGAGAAUCUGCUGAAUCCUGGCUGCCGGCUUGUUUGAGAAUCAUCCGAGAGAUGUUUGUGUAGAACUGUUAACUCCGUCUUAAAUGCUUAAAAACGCAGGUGGUUUGACUCGACCUUCAGGGACAAGCUACAAGAGCAGAGUUUGGUUGAUGUUAGAGGAGUCAUUUUCCACAGUUGUGCUGUAAAUAACAAGAUGUAAAAUAAAAAGGCAUCAGAAACCCAAUCUGCAGAUAAAGCAACAUGUGAAGGCUGCAGUGCUCUUCACAUUUAUCUUAAACAACUUGUUGAGUUUAACUAAAAUCUGGAAGAAAUGGAGCCUUAAAGCUGCACCUGUAUGGAGCCUUAAAGUGUCAGUCUUAGAUAAUAUGAACCCUUUAAUCACAGAAAUCACAUUUAGCUGCAUUGGUAUGAAACGUUGAAAUUUUAAACAUUUAAUUCAAUCCACAUUUGGCUUAUUGCACCUUCAAGAUUUUACUAUAAAAUUAAAAAAGUGUGCUUCAGCUUUAAGUUUCCCUUUUUUCCCUCUUUGAAAGGUUUAAUGUUUUAUUUUCGCUAUUGAUUGCUUUGUUUUUACCAUAGUGCUUAUAUACGGUAAUUUAGCCGAAAUCUCUCUGCUGAUCUUUUCUUUUUAAAAUCCACUUUUUUGUGUCAGUUUUGUUUUCAUUUGACACAGUAGAUGGUUAUUAUGAAGGUUAUUUCCAGUAUCUUAUAGGUCUGGACAUUUGUUUUGAUAUUUUCCUGAGAAUUUGUGCUUUAAUAACAAUUAUGUGGAUAUUUCGCUUUAAUGAUAAUGCUUAUGAUUCCUCUGGAGAAGCUAAUCUGAACUAUAAUAAAAUGUAUUAUAAAAAUG
Lates calcarifer (barramundi perch) is the source of this 2529-nucleotide messenger RNA. RefSeq names its product T-cell surface glycoprotein CD3 zeta chain. The record is from RefSeq and is a predicted model, not a curated record. Gene Ontology annotation, biological process: cell surface receptor signaling pathway. Gene Ontology annotation, molecular function: transmembrane signaling receptor activity. Gene Ontology annotation, cellular component: membrane. Lineage: Eukaryota; Metazoa; Chordata; Actinopteri; Centropomidae.